This is a messenger RNA of Brassica oleracea var. oleracea, 1083 nucleotides long. RefSeq lists its product as uncharacterized. The transcript has a single exon. The record is from RefSeq and is a predicted model, not a curated record. Bases 1 to 1083 code for a protein of 360 amino acids. Lineage: Eukaryota; Viridiplantae; Streptophyta; Magnoliopsida; Brassicales; Brassicaceae.
AUGUUGCGUAGCGGAAAACGUCUCGCGACAAACACGAAGAAUAAAACUGAAAUUGGUAAUUCUGCCAAUGCUGAUGAAACUGGCGAGAGCAAUUCCCAGCCUAUACUUCUUGAUGAACCUGACCCAAAACCUUCUCACGAAAACGGGAAAUCCACCGCUGAAAAUAAAAAGGAAAAGACUAUAGACUUAGAAGUAGAAGAUGAUUCGGAAAUUGAGGCCAAAAUCGAUCGACAGUAUGGUACCCACGUCGAUCAACCGGUUGAACCUGUCGUCGAUCAACAUUCGAAUAACCCUAUCGAUCGACGUUCUACUCAACCUGAACCAACGAUUGAAAGAGUCUAUAGAACCCUACCCCCUUUUCCUCCUAAAUCACAAACUAAGAAAUCAUUAGAAUAUGCGAUCUGCAAGAAAACAUUGGAUAAAAUUACUGUGGAGAUGUCCCUUAGUGAUGCUAUGAAAAUAGCACCUUCAAUAAAGAAGUAUGUGAAGGAUAUGACAUCCCCAAACUAUCCAACUGCAGAACAAAGCGUGAUGAUGGUGUCAGAGGAAGUAAGCACCAUGAUUCAAGGAGAAACUCCAACUAAGAGACCUGAUCCUGGUAGUUUCGUCCUAGAUUGCAAUAUACAGAACACCCGUUUUCCUCGAUCACUAUGUGAUCUUGGUUCUAGCGUGAAUCUUAUGCCUUACUCCGUCGCAGUAAUCUUGGGAUAUAACGAGUUUAUGCCAACUCCGAUAACUUUAGUUCUAGCUGAUCGGUCAAUCAGAGUACCUGAAGGAAUUCUCGAAGACGUUCCCGUGAGAAUUAAUAAUUGCUUCGUGCCUACGGAUUUUGUUGUGUUAAAAUACAGACAGGAACAAAAAGACCCCCUCAUUCUGGGUCGGCCAUUCCUAGCUACGGCUGGAGCAAUCAUUGAUGUGAAAGAAGGACGAAUAAAUUUGAACAUCGGAGACAUCCCGAUGAAUUUUGAUAUGGAAAAACUGAUCAAGCGACCCUUGAUAGAUGAUCAAGCCCUCUAUGUGGAAGAAGUUUCUGAGCUGGAAAAGGAAUCUUUCAUAGACAUGUGCUCAGACGACCCCUUAUAA